AUGAGCUCCUUUUCCAUGAGGACGUUGACCAAGGCAUUGCCCUCGGUGUGCCGCCAAUCCCAGCCUCGAACCCCCUUGAAUAUCACACGUCUAUUCUCGCAGCAAAGCACACGUUCUGCGCGCAACGAUGGUAGCGACAUUGAGAACCAAAUGCUGAAUCGAGAACCCGAGACACCUUCCGGUUCCGCGUCGCCGCUUUCUGCAAUCACACAAAUGAUGCAGGGCAAGAGAUCUGGCCCACCAUCCUCGCGCGGUAGCUCUGAAUACUCCAGGAUGGCUGAAAGCCUUGAAGCCGACAUGAUCAAGAAUCCCUACGCCGACCGAGCCCCUCCCUACCACCUGCACGUCUACUGCCACAAGCACAACACAAUCCUUACCUUGACCCGACCAAAUGGCAACCCCCUUCUGUCCAUUGGAUGUGGUCAGAUCGGUUUCCGUAAAGCUGGUCGCUCCGGCUUUGAUCCGGCAUACCAACUUUCCGCUCAUUUCAUGACCCAGAUUCAGGAAAAGGGCUUCCUGAUGGAGAUCGAACGGUUGGAGGUGAUCUACCGUGGUUUUGGAAAGGGCCGCGAGGCAUUCACAAAGGUUCUCUUGGGCAAUGAGGGACGACACCUUCGGGGGCUUGUUGCGCGAGUGACUGACUCCACUCGACUGAAGUUUGGUGGUACUCGCAGCAGACACGUCUUGCUUGUUCCAACGACAGAAUCUCUCAUCGGUUCACGCGACCGGGAGUCCAACCUGCUAUACUCUGAUCUUGUCGCGUCAGAAGAGUUUCUAGGAAGCCAUGUGCUUCGCAUUCCAAUUCAUAAUGGCUCUGCAAAUACCAAGGAGGAAAACAAUGUGCGCGAAAAUCGGGGGAAAGCAAAGCAGGUUACUACAUUCAAUGGAAGGACGGUGAUCAUCAAGGACAACUCAGUGUACAGCAACAAAGGUGGAGAGCCCUCGCUGGUGAAUGCGCUCACCCAAAUAUGUUCGCUAACCCGGUACUUUCUAUCAGGAUUCAAGUCACUCACACAGGCCCAACUGCUCUCCGACGUGCUCUAUUACUCCCCGUCCAAUGACUCGCGCCCAUGGCUGAUUUACUACAUCUCUCGCCCGUUGAUCGGAACAUAUGACCCUGGCAAGGUUUUACAAGCAGUAGUUCCUGGGACCGACACCGGGAUUGUACCGACUGCCCCGGACAAGAAAUAUGGAAAUGGAGAUUCAAUUGGGACCCCACCAAAACAAGAUAUCAAAUCUUUUGGGGAACUGCUAGCCAAUUACCCGAUGAUUGCUCGACAAAUGCAGCCGGGCCUGGAAAGACUAUUCAAAGAGUUUGGAAAGGAACUUGGUAAACCAUUGCCGCCUCCUCCGUCACGAUCGCCAUCUGCAUCCGGCAGUGAACGCGUCCAUAAGUUAUCACGGGCCGAGUCUUGGACAGACGAAAGCUCCUCUAUCCGCAGCUGGUCGUCACGCAGUAGAGGGCGAUUGCCAUUCAACUCCGAAGAAUACUUCGAGGACGAUGAAGAUCUCAUGCGUCGAAGCUUGGAAACUGCGGUGACUGCUGCUAUUGAUCUUUUCCGCCUGGUUGACAAGCAGCAAUUGUCGUUGCUAGGUGCGACUACUGACCUCACCGGUCCUCUUGUGGAGCGGCUAAUAGAACGUUAUGUCGCCGAGCAAGUCCACGAGCCCCUGCUUUUCCCUCGUCUUUGUUCGUUCCGGCAACCGGAGGACACAGAGCUGGAUGCCCGCAUUCGCCAGAUGGAGAGCAUCGAUGUGUCUCAAGUCGGAAUCUCCGUUGAAGGUGGACAUGAUGGGAAGCGAGAACUGAUUCGCCGACUUGGGCGAGCUGUGGAAGAAUUUCGGAAGAUCAAUGACGCUCGGUGUCCCCAUGAUAUGCUGAAUACUCUCCUUGGAACAGUGAAGGUCAUCUCCUUCCCUGGAAGUUAUGAUCAAAUGGACGGCACGCCAUCUGAGAAGGGAACUUCUUCUGUCACGAUCAAUGCUGAUGUCUUGGUGUCAUUAUUGCUUAUUGUUGUCAUUCGUUCUCAAGUACGGCAUCUCCAAGCUCGAUUGUUGUACAUGCAGCACUUUAUCUACAUCGACGACGUUGAUAAUGGCGAGAUGGGAUAUGCUUUAAGCACGUUUGAAGCUGUUUUGAUGUAUCUCGUAACCGACUCCGCCGGAUUACGGCGCGCCAGCGCUCGCAACAGACGUUUGUGGCAAGCAACAAAAGCUGGCAGAAUAUCGGAUAUGAAAUCAAUACUAGAACCGAACGGCGAUCACGAAUCAAUAGACGACACGACUCCACCGGAACCAGAGCGGAAGUCUGUCUUGUUCCAGACAGAUGAAGCUGAUGAGCUGGAUGAUCUCCCUCUCGAGCACUCUUACACGAGUCAUACCAAUGGCGGCUCAUACCGGGAUGAAGCUGUUGUCGAUGCACCACCGCUAUCCCAUGUGUUCCCAUUCCAAACCUGGGCCGAUCCUUCGAUUAUCCAAGAAUCACACCCGCACCGUCCAAUUAAGAAGGUUUCAAUGGACGUUCGCAGCCUAUCGGAAUCAUCAGCUAUCUCAUUUAUCUCCAGGACCGCAACCCUCGGGUCCAUGACUAGUGGGAUUGAAGGUGAUAGUUCGAUUGAGACGCUGACAAAAACCCAAGAUCCUGCUGGUCAUUCUAUACCGAUGAUGGCAGUGGAGGCCCGUCAGGCCGAGGCUUUGAAGUACCUGUUGACUCUAGAAGAAUAUUACCCCUUGGAAGAAAUCAUCCAAGACACCAACGUUGAUGGGACCACGCUAUUAAACGCCGCGGUGCAACUCGCACACACUGAAAUAGUCAAUAUUCUCUUGGACUUCCUAUUUGCAAAGACAGACACAAGCGUGGUUGCAUUCUACCUGACGAAAUCUGACGUCCACGGUCGCACUGUUGCCCAUUAUCUUUUCAGCACACCCUCGCUGCUAGGGAGACUUGGUAGCAUUAUCCCAUGGCGACAACGGGACAAACAUGGACAAACACCACUCUUUGCACUUUGUCGAUCGUAUGAUCAUCCGGAAUACAAAUCAAUGGUCCAAGCCGCUUUGACUGCAGCGCAAUGGGCACAAGGCGACAAUAAACCACUUCAGCUUGAUGAUCAUGUCGAUACGAAGGGAAACACACUGCUUCAUAUUGUUGGGGAUCCCGAGAUUACACGGCGCAUAUUGCAGGAAAGCGAUUGCGAUCCCAAUGCGACCAACGACAAGAGAUUUACGCCAUUGAUGAUGGCAAGCAAGUACGGGCGAGUUGAUCAAGUUCGCAUUCUUUUCUUAGACCCAAGGGUCGACGUUCAUAUUAAAGAAGCCCGCGGGUUAACAGCCGUGGAAUUGGCCAAGGAUGAUGAGGUGCGAAAUCGCAUCGACGAUCUGAUCUUGUUAUCCCAUCCUCCAUCAGCCUGUAGUGAUCCUUCUGGUCGUGUCACAACAGUCGUGCGGUCGUACUUUGUCGAGGACGCAACCGUGCGCUUUAUUCUCAAAUCCGGCGCACCCUUUCCUCCCUCCGAAUCCAUGGCAUCAUCGCGGCCCGGAUCGACAAUAUACACUGUCACGACUUGUCGCCGCAAUUUCUCCGACUUUGAAAAUCUGGCUAAAUGGCUUGCAGUGGAACAUCCAGCCUCUUACAUGCCGUCCCUCUCAGACUUUCGGAAUCCAUUCCAGAUCCAUUCGAAGCCAUCACGGUCUGUGCUCCAUGAUCUCCAGGAAAAGUUGGACCGGUUCCUGAAGACACUUCUCGCCCAUCCAACCUUUUCAACCCACGAAAUGCUGUGGGAGUUCUUCCUCGUUCCGGAACUUCAGCCUGAGAUGGUGGCCGAUCGAUCGUACCGUAAGGCUGCUGUGCUCACAGAGACCAUCGCGGAUGAAUACGCUCCGGUCUCACUGGAGGGCAUGCGGGACACAGAACAAUUCAUCACCCACGCUCAGGAUAUGGUGCGCGGUGUACACGUCAACACGCGUUCCCUUAUCCGCCGAGGGCAUGCAUUGCAGAAUGCAACAUCUGAUCUCGCCGAUGCGGUGACGAUAUGCUCAUCUGUCCUUGCUACACUCCGAGCGCCCACCAAUGCACUCCCGGUCUCACACAUCGAGGCCUUUGCUCGGUACGCUACCUACCUGUCGACCUCUAGGUCUGACUCCUCCCCUCUCCUGCAAUAUUUGGCAGCUCUUUCCUCAGUCGACAACACCACGGCUGCAAUUCUCAUUUCUUUAUCCCGUCCACUGGCUCUCAUGUCUUCACUCUCUUCAACAAACCGUCACAUCUCUCGCUCUCGCUCCUCCCUCCUCUCUUCCUCCCUCCCUCGCAAAUUCAAUAUCAACCUGCCAGGCUUUGAAGAGUCUCGACAAAAGUCCGUCCGUGACCUCGAACAAAAGAUUCGCGAUGGUGAAUCCGAGUCCACUCGGCUGGCGAAGGAGGUAUCGUGGAACAAGGAUGUUGUCGUCGGCGAACUCGCCGGCUGGACUUCAUGGCGGGAAAAGGUCGGCCGUGACGCGAUCCGAGCAUUUGUCAAGGAUACCCUUGUACGCGAAAAGGAGCGCGGCAAGCGCCUUGAACGGUGUCUCCGUAGCGUGCGCGAUAUGAAUGCAUGA
Messenger RNA from Penicillium griseofulvum, 4590 nucleotides. Its product is annotated as putative VPS9 domain protein. The record is from RefSeq and is a predicted model, not a curated record. The coding region runs from base 1 to 4590 and encodes 1529 amino acids. The transcript has 2 exons. Gene Ontology annotation, molecular function: structural constituent of ribosome; SNARE binding; guanyl-nucleotide exchange factor activity. Gene Ontology annotation, cellular component: ribosome; early endosome; late endosome. Gene Ontology annotation, biological process: early endosome to late endosome transport; translation. Lineage: Eukaryota; Fungi; Ascomycota; Eurotiomycetes; Eurotiales; Aspergillaceae.